This is a messenger RNA of Candoia aspera, 1995 nucleotides long. RefSeq names its product sphingomyelin phosphodiesterase 5-like. Gene Ontology annotation, cellular component: extracellular region; cytoplasm. The coding region runs from base 133 to 1641 and encodes 502 amino acids. The record is from RefSeq and is a predicted model, not a curated record. Gene Ontology annotation, molecular function: sphingomyelin phosphodiesterase activity. Lineage: Eukaryota; Metazoa; Chordata; Lepidosauria; Squamata; Candoiidae. The transcript has 7 exons. Gene Ontology annotation, biological process: sphingomyelin metabolic process.
CUCUCUGUCUCUCUCCUUUUGCGCAGCGCUGCCUGAGACCGGCCCCUGAGCAGCCACGGAGGGGUCCGUUGCAGCCCCUCCCGGGCACUCCAGGAGCCGCCCCUUCGCCGCCGCUGCGGCCGCCCUCCCGCCAUGGGCCUCCGGGAGUCGCCGUACUCCAGCCGCUUCCUGGGGAGCCUGGACACGGGGCUCCGGCAGAUCUUCUUCCCCAGCUACUGGCUGGCGAGCCAGCUGCUGGCCUUGCAGCAGACCACGGCGGAGAAGCGGACCCGCGCGCGCCUCGCUCUACGGGUGGUGGUCUGGGGACCGCCGCUGCUGCUGCUGCUGCUGCUCUACGCUCCGGUCGUGCUCCUGGCCUUACUGGUCUGGCUGCCCCUGCAGGCAGCCCGGCGACCCUUUGCCUACCUGCACACGCCGGCCCGAGCCCCUCCCGAGCCCUGGGUGCUCCCUGGUCAGGCCAGGGCUGUCAGCCUCCUCAGCGGGAACGUCUGCCUGCUCCCGGAGGGGCUAGCCAAGUUCAGCAACCUGUGGCGGACCCAGUGGCGUGCUGCCCACAUAGCCCAGAGCCUGGCGCAGGUGGCACAGCUCUCCACCUACUGUGUCCCUGCCGCACCUCCUGAUGUCCCACACAAGCCGCCUGGGCCCCCUGCCAGCCCCCGGAGCCAGCCCCAAUGGGACGCUGACAUGACUGUGGAGAAGGCAGAGGCGGCGGCAGUGGCGGCCAAUGGGCCCUGGGAGAUCUCUGCCUGUUUUCCCCACAACAUCGACUUUCUGUUCCUGCAGGAGGUCUUUGACCUGCAGGCUUCCGCCCACCUGUGCCAGCUCCUCGGCCCCCACUUUGAGCACAUUGUCUAUGAUGUGGGCACCUAUGGCCUGCAGGCCUGCUCCGCCCUGAAGAUGCUGAACAGCGGGCUCUUCCUGGCCAGCCGCUACCCCCUCUUGGCGGUGGCAUUCCACUGCUAUCCCAACGGCACUGGCGAGGAUGCCUUCAGUGCCAAGGGCCUGCUGUGCGCACAGGUGCAGCUGGGAGCUUGCCAAGGGCAAAGGGUCGUUGGAUAUCUGUACUGCACCCACCUGCACGCCCAUGAAGCUGACGGACCGAUCCGGUGCGACCAGCUCAGCCUCGGCCUGCUUUGGGUGCAGCUCUUCCAAGACGCACACGCACAGCCAGGGGAUGUGGUGGCCUUUGACAUCUACUGUGGGGACCUCAAUUUCGACACCUGCUCCUCAGUUGAUGAGAUGGAACAAGGCCACGAGAUCUUCAGCCUGUACACAGACCCGUGUCGCAUCAGUCCUCAGAAGGACAAGCCUUGGGCAAUCGGGACGCUGAUGAACUACCUGCGCAUCUACGAUGAAGCUGUGGCCACCCCAGAGAACCUGAAGCGGACUCUGGAGAAUCCGGAGGAGCGGAGGAAGUACCUGGCGGGCCCCAUCCUGGCCGAUGGCUGUCCCAGCCCCUCAGCCCCCAGUCACGAAGGGCGGCGCAUUGAUUACACUCUUUACCGGGAGCACCCAGGCCCUGUGGCAUUGCAGACAACAGUGGAGAAGGUCUUCUUCAUCACUCAGCUGGCCACCUGCUCUGAUCACCUGCCCAUUGGACUGCGACUCCUUGUGUCUUCUGUAGCGGAGCCUGAAGUGUGAACCGGAAGCCCUGGCAUGGAAGGAUCCGCCAUGACACACAGGUGGACUGAAGUCCUGGAUUCAGUGAUGGGAAGCAGUCCCGGGCAUCUCCCCUGCCAGAUCGAGGGCAAGAGCAGGCCGUUGCUUAACCAGAAGCCAAGCAAGUGACUUUUGUGAUGGUGGAGGGGCUGGCAUGGCAGUCCUUCAAGUUUGCAGGUGCUGGAAAAGUCACCCACUACAGUCUCCCGUACCCAGCGGCUGAUGAAAAAUAACUGUUCUGGUCAACUGGGACCAUCAAUCCAAAGUCCUGAGUUCUCUGUCUGCAAGGCGAACCCAAGUGUCUGAGCUGCACCUUCUUAGUCACCCCCUCAACUU